UUACGAACAUAUUUCUCACGUAAUAUUUUUUAAAUUAAACAAACUUUUGGAGCAAGACUUAAUUAAUUGUGUGAUCGCUGCCGCGCGUUAUUCGAGAGAGAUUUUUUAAAAUUGGAUUCGACUGCCAACGUGAAAUGCUUUAUUUUAAUACUGUCUAAAUCGGUUCUGCUAAAAAUAUAUAUUUUUUAUAUACUUAUUUACGGUAUAGGCAGAAAGCAAGAAUCGAGCAAUGGAUUCCAAGGGCUCUUCACCAAAUGAUUAUAAUAAAAGUUGUGAUGACACCCCGAAGCGUAAGGUAUCCCAGUCCCUACAUGGACGUUCCGCUCGCGAGCUGGAUGAGGAAAUUAUUAGAUUGCGUAAUGAAAACUUUAACCUGAAGCUUCGUCUUCACUUUAAAGAGCAGGUUAACGAAGAUGGCGCACGUGCCAAUACUUCCAACGAGGCAUUGGCUAACGAGUUGGAAGACGCCAAAAGUGUGAUCCAUGCGCUGCGCCUAGAGGUCGGCGAGAAGACGCAACUGUUGAAGGAUGCUGCAGAUGCAAUAUCCGAGCACGAGGACAAGGAAAGGGAGUUCGUCAUGGAGAGUCAAGCGAAAAUUGCUGAACUGGAAGGCUACGUAGCACACUUGCAGGAUGAAAAGCCCCUGGAAGCGCUCUUCGCCAAAGAUCUGAAGCGUAUGGAAGAAAAGCUGUCUCGACAAGCCGACGAUCUACAUAAGGCUAAAAGGCAAAUUGAACAAUUGAAAAGGGAACUGUCCGAACGGGAUAAGGAAAUACUCUCCUACGAGGAGAAACUUAAGGAGAGUACCGCCGAAAAUUCCGAUAUGAUGAGCCUACUCCAACAGCAUUACAGGUUCAGCCUCAUGGCGAAUCAAAUGAUGGAGAUACAAAAGAAAGAGCUAGAUGCGUGCUUGGUUGAGAAACUGGGCUUUAUAAAGAAGAUGAAUGACAUUCUGCCCGAACUGAAUUGUCAGAAUGAGUUGUUAAAAGAAGCGACAAUAACUGUGCAGAACCUCUUAGACACGACGGAUCUUAAAGAGAGCUUCUCACGGGAAUUGCUGGCCAAUUAUAAAGCUGCUAUAAUGGAGUCAAAAGUGGAAAUUCACAAUAUUACAGAGGAUAUCAUAAAGUGGACGCAAUCGCAUGGACUGGACUGUGCCAGCAAUAUGAAUGUAGAGAGUAGCUCAAGCAGCUCACAAAUUAACUCUGAAGUAUCAUCGCAGGAUCUGCUAGGCUCUUGCUCAGCCGAGUCAUCACGGUUCUCGCACUCAGCGCCAGUUGAAGAGGAUGACAGUCCCCAACCUGCUAAGGUACGCUCCUCAGGUAAACACUUGCGUGGCCAUGCCAAGUCCAGUUUUACCGGACUUCGUCAAUUUGUUAAGUGUUGGGGCCGCCAGUACUCGAAAUAAUCGUGCCACAUUUCAAAAGGUCCAAUAUUUUAGUUAUUUCAGUUGUUGAUUAUUGUGGAAUAAAAAAAAAUUACCGAAACGAGGG
Molecule: messenger RNA, 1493 nt
Organism: Drosophila novamexicana
Lineage: Eukaryota; Metazoa; Arthropoda; Insecta; Diptera; Drosophilidae
Product: centrosomin-like
Exons: 7
Coding region: 230-1408 (392 amino acids)
Cellular component (GO): microtubule organizing center
Source: RefSeq, a predicted model, not a curated record